AUGGUUUGCAAGAUAGCCCUGUGGAUUGGCUUGCUCUUUGGAAACCAAAAUUUUUACCCCAUGAAGCAGGAGGUUGCAUCUUCCAAUGUGUCUGAGAGAAGCACAAGGAAGUUUUUUGUUGAUUGCUCAAAGCCUGUUGAGGACAGUUUGAUUUCUCCUACGGAGGUGGAGGCGUUUCUGCAGCAGAAGAUCAAAUGCAGGAUUGGAAAGAAGGAGAAUCUUCUGAAGGUGUCUGUGAAUGGAAAUGUUGUUGAGGUUUCUGUCACUGGAGGGUUCAUUGGCAAGCAAGGGCUGAAGUGGCAGGCAAAAAGGUUUUUGCACAUGAAGAGGCUCCGCUCGUUUGUGAAGGUUUUUGCAAAUGGAGAGGAUGGAUUUGAGUUCCGUUAUAUCAAUGAUGAGAGCAAUCGGCAAGAAUAA
Molecule: messenger RNA, 417 nt
Organism: Ordospora pajunii
Lineage: Eukaryota; Fungi; Microsporidia; Ordosporidae
Product: ribosomal protein L22
Exons: 1
Coding region: 1-417 (138 amino acids)
Biological process (GO): cytoplasmic translation
Cellular component (GO): ribosome
Molecular function (GO): RNA binding; structural constituent of ribosome
Source: RefSeq, a predicted model, not a curated record